Molecule: messenger RNA, 695 nt
Organism: Phyllotreta striolata
Lineage: Eukaryota; Metazoa; Arthropoda; Insecta; Coleoptera; Chrysomelidae
Source: the annotation of a GenBank genome assembly
AAUCGACACGUGUCAACAUUUAAAAAUACUGGGUUAUCAGCCGGAAAAUUAUGAUUAUAGUCUCUAGUCAUAGUUUUUAGUAGCAGUAAUGAGGGCAACAAGUUUAUUUAUUUUAUUAAUAAGUUGUUCGGCGGCGUUGGCUCAAUCGUUCGCUGCUGACAACAGAAUCGACUCUAAAGAGUUGCGAUGUUUAGUUUGCGAAAAGAGCCUCGAGGAGCUUACGAAGGAAGUUGAGCAAUUCGAUCCCGAUAAGAAGGUCGACGUUGGUGGUUAUACGUUGGAUAUCGACGGAAAUUACAGGCACAAGAGUGUCCCGCAGGCGAAGUCUGAAUUAGCCUUGUCGGAGGCUAUCGAAGGCAUAUGUGAUAAGAUGGAUAAUUACAUUAGAGCCAAAUGGAAGGAAAACGGAACGUUGACUUUGCUGAGUAUGAUCUCCAGCGAAGGCACGAUGAGUCCAGAUUGGUCGAAUGUAGAUAUCAUACAGGACGAUGAUUUAAAUAAGAGUCUCAAAUAUUACUGUGAAGGUAUCAUGGAAGAACAUGAGGAAGACAUUAUUAAACUCUAUCAGGAAGAACAUAAUGAUAUUCCGAAAAAAUUCUGUUUCAAACAGUCUAAUUUAUGCUCGAAGCACGUUAGAAGGGAAGAGUUGUGAUUUUUGCUUAGUACUUAUGAGUUAAUAUAUUUUUUCAUGUUUA